Messenger RNA from Mizuhopecten yessoensis (Yesso scallop), 1466 nucleotides. Its product is annotated as neurotrypsin-like. The record is from RefSeq and is a predicted model, not a curated record. The transcript is spliced from 12 exons. NCBI's taxonomy places the organism in Eukaryota, Metazoa, Mollusca, Bivalvia, Pectinida, Pectinidae. Gene Ontology annotation, cellular component: membrane. The coding region runs from base 17 to 1330 and encodes 437 amino acids.
GCCCUUUCAGCUGACGAUGAUUUUUGUUUGCUGUCUCGUCCUAUUGUGCUUGUGCACAGCCAGUACGGAAGCGACUGACGUUGCACGUGAGAAUCAUGAAAGAUCGGGACACGGAAGUCAAUGUGAGGCAUGCCCACAUACCUUAUCUAACACUGGUAACCACCACUACCAUAUGAACAACAACGACCGGUUCGUCUGUAUACGCAAAGAAGGAUCAUUCUACACGUGUGAUUUUGAUGUAGGUCACUGUGUCCAGUUUUUAGGAAAGAGACGUAUUUUCCAUGGUAGAAACUUCUUGAAUGUGAGGCACAAAAGCAGAUCGGAUAUGUGGGCGUUGGAGGACAGUGUACAAUGUAAAAACGAUUGUUGUAACGCCACUCUCAAUCAAGCCUCUGCCUCAGUGCCCCCAAGCCUGCCGACCACAUCAAUAGUGACCAGCACUGCACCUCCAGAAAUUCUUAAGGUGCGUCUGGUUGACGGCCUGAGUGCCUUGGAGGGUCGAGUGGAAGUAUACCAUAAUGGUCAGUGGGGCACGGUAUGUGACGAUAGCUGGGACGACAACGACGCUAGGGUGGUAUGUCGUAUGCUGGGAUACUCUGGCGUACAUGCCACCCACACGUCCAAGGCUAGAUAUGGCAGCGGUCACGGCCCUAUCUGGCUGGACGAGACCCAGUGUAGUGGAACAGAGACAAACCUCGGUCAAUGUAACUUUGUUCCAUAUGGUCACGGAGACUGUGAUCACACGGAGGACGCUGGGGUCGUAUGUCAAGCAGCGGUUACUACGACGACGACGACGACGACGACACCGACGUCGGUUUCCCAUGGAUCUUUGAAGGUGCGUCUGGUGGACGGGCCGAGUGCCCGGGAGGGUCGGGUGGAGGUCCUACACAAUGGCGUUUGGGGAACUGUAUGUGACGAUAACUGGUCCGAUGCUGACGCGAAAGUCGUCUGCCGCAUGCUUGGUUACAGCACCAACCUUGCCACCCACACGUCAAAGGCGAGAUAUGGCAGCGGUCACGGCCCUAUCUGGCUGGACGAGACCCAGUGUAGUGGGACAGAGACCAAUCUCGGUCAAUGUAACUCUGUUCCAUAUGGCCAUGGAGACUGUGAUCACACGGAGGACGCUGGGGUCAUAUGUCAAGAUUUAACGUCAUCCACAGCCAAAACAUCAACAGUAUCAUCAACAACAACAACAACAACAGCUUCGACAACAACAUCAACUAUGACGACGACAGCAACAACAUCAACAACAAUAACACCAACAAAGUCAGCAACAGCCGCAAAAACAAGUAGGCACUGGAUCGCUUUGGGUGGAGCAGUCGUUGGCUGACGUGGAUACCAAAAUAUAUUACAUCAGAGCUCACUGGAUAAUUUCAUCUCGAGCGGAUGUUUAUCUACCUGACUUUCGUGUUAUAUUAUGAAUUUUAUCUUCGAUAUUAAAAGAAAAGAAAAAAAAUCAUAACUAA